UGCUGCCCCCGAAAUUAAAAUAUUUUACAAAAACCUAACAUGUAAAAAAAAAAUUUUGUUUUCGCAUACUACACAUUUUUUUGAAAUUCCUCGAAUGACAUUUAAUUGUUUACUGAAAGAGACGUCACAAUCAUGGCGGAUGUGGCGAACAGCGUUUUUAGUGUUUAAAAAAUAUAGACUAAAAAAUAUUUUUUAAAAUUAAAUUUCUACAGCAAUCUUCUGCUUUGAAUGAAUGCUAAUGAAGUGAACUCGAUAUAUUUAGGUUCCUUAGACCAAAUACUGUAAGAAAUAAACAUUUAUUUAAUACAAUUCGACAUGAGUCAACUAGCCUAUUGUAAGAAUUCUGCCCCUGGAAUGACGGCAUCCCGUAUGUUUACUUUUCAAAUGUUUGCAACAGUACGUUACAAUAUUAUUUAGAUGUCAUAAAUUCUGUGAUGAUCUCCGGUAACAUUCCUCCAUCUUGGAAAUAGCAAACAGUGUUGCCCAUCCUAAAAUCGGGAAAAAAAUCAUCUGAAGCACUUUCAUAUCGUCCCAUCGCUUUAUCGUCAGUUUUGUUAAACUUAAUGGAACAUUUGAUUAAAAAUCGUUUAGAAUGGUUUAUUGAGAGUAAAGGAUUAUUUUCUAAUACCCAGUAUGGGUUUAGAAAAGGUAAAAGCAGUCUUGAUAAUAUUUCUAUCCUCACCACAGAUAUUCGCAUAACUUUUGCAGAAAACAAUUCGUUAGUAGCUGUAUUUGUUGACUUGUCUUCCGCGUAUGAUAAUGUUUUAUUGGAUAUACUCAAAUAUAAGGCCUUCCACAGGGAUCUGUACUUAGUCCUAGUUUAUAUAAUAUUUACACACACGAUUUAGAAAACGCUAUUUGCUCAAAACAACAAUAUUAAGAUACUUCAGUAUGCCGAUGACCUUUUGCUGUAUGAUAUUAAUAAAUCCAUUGAUGAGUCACAGAGGUUUUUGUCAGCAGCAUUGUCAAAUUUAAAAAGUUGGAUGGAUUCUAAUGGCUUAGAACUUUCUGCUUCUAAGAGUUCUAUUGUAAUUUUUUCACGCAAGAAUAAACUCAAUCCCGUUUCUUUAACUUACGACAACAUUGUAAUUCCAGUUGCGGACCACGUCAAAUUCUUGGGCGUCGUCUUAGAUUCUACUUCGCUUCGUCGCUUACUGGCAACCGCCAUUGCGAAUAUGUUGUUAACAAAUGCGAUCGCAUGGUGAACAUGCUAAGGUGCCUGUCAGGAGUUUGGUGGGGCGCCCACUCGUAUUCUCUAAGAUUGAUUUAUAAUGCUCUUAAGCAUUUUAGAUUAUGGCUCCUUUUUGCUAGAACCAGGAAAUAUAACAGCCUUUAAUAAACUAGAUAAAAUUCGGAGUAAAGCCCUUCGAAUAAUAUUAGGAGCCAUGAAAUCGAGUCCAAUAAACUCUAUGCAAGUAGAAUGCUGUGAACCUCCUUUAGUAUUGCGACGGCAAUUCAUCUGCGACAAGUUCUUUGUUCGUACAAUCCAAACUUCUAAUCAUCCAUUGCUUUCUUUACUUAUAGAACUCAACGAAAAAAUUCAAACUUAUAGUUAUUGCGCCAAUAAAUCUCUACCAUGUCUUUUAAUUAGUUAUAGAAGAUUUGCUUCACUUUCUGCCCCCACAUACAGUUCUAAUUUCCUUCCUAUAUUUAAUGUUCCGUUUGAAGCUUUAACUUAUUCCCCUGUCGUGCAUUAUGGUUUAGUAGACAAAUAUGAUUUAAAUGCUAAAUUAAAAUUUUCUCAUGUUAUUAAUGAUUUCCACCAUGUAUUUUGCGAUGCUUCUAAACAUUUAUCGACUACGUGUGUUGGGGAAGGGAAUUAUCAUUCUCAGUUUAAUAUAGUGCAGAAAGUCAAACUUCCUCCAGAAUCGUCGGUUUAUUCAGGAGAAUGUUUUGGUAUUUUUAAAACAGUUGAAUACAUUAAAAUCAUGAAACUUAAAUCUGCUGUAAUAUUUACAGAUUCAAAAAGUGCCUUACAAUCGCUAGAAAAGUUCCCAUUUAAAUUGAAAAAUUAUUCCCCUAUAAUUUUUAAUAUAUAAGGCAAAUGACACAGGAAUGUAUCAAAAAUGGUCAGCAUAUAGAAUUUGCGUAGAUUCCUGCCCAUAUCGGCAUAGCUGAUAAUGAAUUAGCUGACAGUCUGGCAAGAGAUGCUGUAUCAAGUGGCGAUGUCUUUCCGUUCCAAAUCUAUUGUUUAGAUUUAUUAGCUAUUCCUAAAUCUGUAUUGCGGGAAAAAUGGGAACAAAUGUAGAAAUAUAGUAAACUAACAAAAGUAAAUGUUAUGCUGCAAUUCAGGUUCAUGUUCCUUCUAAACCUUGGUUUUUUAACAUGAAGUUUGGUAAGACGGAGACGUCCAUGAUUAAUAGAAUGAGACUGGGCCAUACGUCUGUGCCUUCCCAUCUUGCCAAACUCAAUAUAUUAUAUGAUCCUAGGUGUGACUACGGGUUCGAUGAGGGAAAUGUUGAUCACAUUGUGUUUUCCUGUCCUCUAUUCCGUAGAUCCCUACUUUUUAAAGACUUAUUAUCCCUUCAUAUACCUUUCCCGACCAAUAAAGCUACACUUCUACAUACUAAUGACCUAUCGGUGUAUAAAUGUAUUAUAUCUUUUGUUUUGCUCAAUAAUAUAAAACUUUAAAUAUGUAUAUAAAUUUAUAAAUGUAAAUAUGUAUAUUAUGUAUUUUUUACAAUCCUGAUCCUUUCCAAAUUUCGUAAUAUUUCCGAUUCCUUUUUUCCCAUUGUUUCCCUAAUUUUUACUUGACAUUGGCUGAACCAAAAGUUACUCUAUGGGCUGAACGCACAAACCGUGCAUGCCAUAAAAAAGAAGAAGAAAAUGUUUUUAAUUUAACUCAUUCAGUAAGAGGAUUAUAAUUAAGCUCCUUUUUAUUGUUUGCAAAACGGUCGGAAAACACAAACAAGAACAAGCGGAGCAAGAGAGGAAGAUCUCAGUUUUCUAUUUAUUUCAGCUUCAUACUACUAAAAACAAUUAUAUCACCGUGUAUAACACUUUGUAAUUUAACAUUAUGUCUAACGAAAGUUGUUUAGGUCUUUUACUUGACAUAACUCCUGCGUUUCGUCCGUUUAUACAGUGUGUCUAUCAAGAUUUAAAACUGGGUUUGUGUAAAACUAAAGUUGAUAUAGAAAGAAUAUCAGUAGUGUGUGAAGGUGCUGAAAAUCAAUUCCGCCUUGUAUUACCAUACUGUUCAAAAAAACUAAAAUGGGAAGUCAUUUUCGAUCCCAUGACUCCUUGGUUUGCACCCGACUUCAGAUUUGAUGAUGAUAGCUUCCUAAAUAAUUGUGAUGUAGAAAUUAUUGAACAAAGAUUACCAAGUCUUUCCAAAUGGAAUGAAAGUAACCCUAAAGCUUUAAGUGAUGUUAUAUCAGAACUGAUUCAUCUAUACAAAAUACAUCAGAUUAACAAAUUGAAUGAAGAUGAAAGUUCCCGAGCAUCUUUUGAAUACAGUGCUCUAUUGGGUGAUGCAGUAACUUCUGAAAAUGAUAUUGAAGUGUGGGUCGGUGGACAUGUUGUAGAAUUUUUAAUCAAACUAAAUGUUGAUACAUCUCAUCUUCCAGAAUUGUACAAUGAAGGAGUGGAACAAAAUCCUGGAAUUGAUACUGCUCUUUUACUUGUGCGUUACCCCAAUUCGACAAAUGCAGAAUUAAUAUUAUCUCCUUUGCUUAACAAGUCACUUGGAAAUAUUGUCUUACCAGUGAUGCAUCAAUCAAGUGUAUUAAUGGAUUAUGUUCCAAUGGUCACAGAGUUACUAAACAACAAAAUUAAGGAGCUUCUUAACAAUGAAAAGUUGAAACGAGAGCUUUUAGCGCAAUUGAUAGUGAAAUAUGAAGGUGCUAUAUUAGAACAUGAUGCAAACAAUGCAGCAUUCCUCUUUGAAAUGAACGAUUUUCAUUGGAUCCUUCAAAUAGAUAUUGGUGUAAAGUUUCCUGAUAAACCCCCAAUAUUGACAUUACGAUCCGUUUACCAUUGUAACAAGGGCAAACCAAAAUUCAAAGUGCUCCCUUCCUGCCCUUAUAAAAAUUUUGAAGGCUACAUUGAACAGCAAGUUCAAAUAUUCAAGAAUGAAUGCAAGGGAGUGCUGCACAACAACAGCAACCAAGUAAUGAAUAUUGAGAACUUAUAAAGAUGUAAUGUAUUUACUUCAUGCAGAAUCAUAGAAAUAAAGGAUUGAUUUGUCAGUAA
This is a messenger RNA of Chilo suppressalis (striped riceborer), 4191 nucleotides long. The record is from the annotation of a GenBank genome assembly. Lineage: Eukaryota; Metazoa; Arthropoda; Insecta; Lepidoptera; Crambidae.